Gryllus bimaculatus (two-spotted cricket) is the source of this 3906-nucleotide messenger RNA. The record is from the annotation of a GenBank genome assembly. NCBI's taxonomy places the organism in Eukaryota, Metazoa, Arthropoda, Insecta, Orthoptera, Gryllidae.
AUGCGUGAAUUUGCCUUUGGCCAUCUCCAGUCGCCGCACCGCUACGUGGAGUCGGAGGUGACCAUCCACUACCGCAGCCCCGUGCGCGCCGAGGCGAAGGAGGCGCUGCCGGAGGAGGAGCUGGCGCGCCGCCAGGCGGAGGCCAUGCGCCGCAUCUACCAGGAGGAGCGCCGCCGCAAGUACCUGCAGGAGCUGCAGGACAUGCAGAGCCGCCGGCACACCGACAAUUUCACGUACCGAGCUCUCUACAACUAUAGGCCACAGAAUGAAGAUGAGUUGGAGUUAGUAGAGGGAGAUACAGUCUACGUAAUGGAGAAGUGUGAUGAUGGUUGGUAUGUGGGAUCAAGCCAAAGAACAGGAUUCUUUGGUACGUUCCCGGGUAACUAUGUUGAAAGAUUAUAAAAACUCAAUUUCAUCAAUAGGUGUGUAAGCAAACUUUACUUCCAGGAAUAUCUAGCUACUAACUAGUUCAAGAAGGAACAAAUAUCUCAAACAUGUAUAGUACUAUUUUGACGAAUACUACAUUGAUCCUCUUGUUCCAUUAAUUAUAUUCCUGUGAAGUAUGAGUUACUUUGUAAAUUUCAAUCAGGCAAGAAACUAUUUUAUUAUGUAAAAAGCCUCUUGCCCUAUGAAAGUUAGAUAUGCCAAAGAACUGUUAUGUUGUUGCCUCUGUUGGUAUUUACAAAGUUCUUUGUAUACAAUGUAGAACCUGUUGUUUUGCUUUGUGUUGUGGCUACAAGUAUACAAAGGAUACCGUGAAAACUCAUCAUAAAAUUGUUGGAUGCACUCAACAAGUAUACAUGUAUUCUUUUGAAGAACUUUUAUCUUUUUCCACUGCUUGCUUAUAUUGUUUUACUUUUCAUUCCACAAUCAAUCUUGACUAUAUUCUUCAAAAUACAUCACUUGUCAAUUAGAACAUGCAUUGGUGUAUAAAAUAAGUUAGUUGUUUUGAAUUAAAAUGUGCCACAGUAAAUAAUAUAUAAUUUUACUUUUCAAUUGUUUUGAAGCAGUGGAAGGACAUACGUACUUUGUAAAUGUGUAUGUUGUGUCCCUUUCUUGUACUCUCUCCGAUGCAAGUCAAGUCAUACAUAACUGGUACUUGUAUAGAGCCGGGAACAGUAUGAUGUUCUGUGCUUCCAGAUGUUCUAAAUGAACCUUUGAACUAUUCAUAUGGAUAUUUCAUGAUUUUGUAAGAAAGAAUAAAUAUUAAUUUUCAUUGAUAAAAUUGUUUGCUCCAUUGUUUAGCACACUGAUUGUAAUAAAAGAAAUUGGAAUUUGUCUGUUAGUGUAGAUAAUGUUCUUGUAAUGUCAUUAAGGGACUGCUGAUCCACUUUACUCUUGGAAAUGAAUGUAAAUGUUUUAAACAUUAUUUUUUAAUUAUCAAGAAUGUGUACUAGGUUUUUUCCUUUUGAAAACAGAUUUUUGGAUAUUCACAAAUGAGUUUCAGAAUGAUAACACUAAUAAAAUUUUAAUAUUUUAUUUCUAACAUUAUAUCCAGACUAAGCUAUACUUCCAUUCUAUUGCUGGUCACAUGAAAUGUUUACAAUCCAUAGAAACAAAAACAGAUACUGCUUAAAAAUUAUACCCAAUCUAAUCACAUUUUAUGAUAAAGAACUCUUUAUCUGUUUUUUGUUUUUAAAUUUUAAUUUUAUUCCAGUAGGUUAGAAAUAUCUGAAAUGGCCAACCUUUUAACACCAUUUGGAAGAUCGUCCAUUAUGUUAUCACGAUAUAUGGCCCAUGUCACUGUGUUCUCAUAAUAUUUUUGUAUAAAAAUAAAUAUAUUAAAUAUUGAUCUUAGCUGUACAUAAUGUACAAUUUUUUAAAAAAUUAUUAAACAGCACAUUAUCUUGCUUGGUAUAUUUAAACAUCUAGUCAGUAGCCAAAGCCUGCACAAAGUUACAUUUUAUAUAAAUAUAUAAACUAUUUCAAUUUAUAACAACAUACAAAUUUAAGUUUAUUAUUUUCUGUAUGCUUAACAAUCUAUUCCCUUUAUUUUUCACACAUUGUGCUAAAUGCAUUUCUGUGUUUAGUAAUUUCUUUCAAGAAGUAUUUUUAAAUAUCCUGAAUUUUUUAAAAUUACUCUUUCAGUUUUUUCAUAAUUUGUUUUUUUGACCAGUUCUAAAGUUUUGAGUAGGAUGUAAGUUUGUUUCAAAAAUACAUUUUAUCAGUUCCUUACAUCGUUUCCUGAUAGAAAGAUUAAAUAAGACUCAAAAAUAAUAUAGCAGUGCCUUUUUUACUAAUAUUUAUCUACCAAAGUAGUGAUUAUUGAAAAAAGUAACCCCUCCUAAUCUACUACUUCAAAGUUGAGCAAAUGCAAAUGAGAUAAUCAAGCUUGUAUAUCAAAAAUUCAACAAGACAUGUGACCCAGGAUAUGAGGAGCACAAGUCUCUUUGUAAUUGUAUUUGUAUUUUAUUGAAGAGUGUGACUUGAUAUAAAUGAUAGUAAUUAAAAUAUUAAUACCCAUAUUGAUGGUUUUCUUUUAAACCAGAAAAUGACAAUAAGCCUCUAUCAGUGAAGUAACCAGGUAGAUAUAUAUAUUAUUUUGGUACAAGAAUCAGAAUAACAUAUACACAGUUGAAUUGUUUAUAUCAGCAUUAUAGAUACUGACAGUAAAUAUAAAAAUAUCUUGAAGAAACUUAAUAUUACAAUUCCUCAUCGUACCAGAGACAUGUACUCCUCUAAAAAUGUUACUACUAUUUCAAACUUUAGGGAAACUCAUCAUGUACUUUAGUAAUAAUUGUUUUUGAAUUUUGAAAUGAAUCUAAAAUAUUUUGAGUUAUAACAAUAGAACUGUGCUAUCAGAUAGUACAUGUAUAUCAAUAUGUUUGUUAUCUGAUGUUUCUAUUGAAAUAUUUCUAACGUUCCUUAAGUUAGUUUUGUGUAUGACUCAAUUUACUUUUUAAAAUAAAAAUUUGUGUUAAAGCUGUAAUUAUGUCACAGUUCAAUAAAAAAUUACUAGUCUUUAUGACAAUAUGACUGAAUUUUCAAAAUAACUUAAGAACUGUUCAUUAAAGUAUGCCUUUUACUUAUCAUACAAAUUGAUACAUGCUUUUUGAAACAAUGUUUUAAAUAUGUCAUUGCAAGAUGCUGCAGAAAUCAUUCAACAAUAGAAUUGUAAAUUGAUGAAUACAUUAUUAUAAUAUCAUUGGAAAACUUGCCAUUAUUCCAUUUGUUUAUUUCAUUUGUAUCCUUUUUGUCUUUCAAAAAGUAUUUAUUUUUAAUUUUUAUUAUCAAGUCUGCUUUAAUUUUUGUAGUUUCAUUGCUGUUCAAGUGAAUUUUUUGUCUAUUUAUUUCUCUUGUCAACUUUAAAUCUUUUUGUAUAAAUAAUUAAAGUGACAUUGGUGACUAUGAUAAAGUUACUGCUUUAGUGUUAUUCCCAUCUUCUUAAAUUUUUUUUUUUAUUAAUGGCAAUGAUUUGCACACUUGUUUUCUAAAAAAAACUUUUUAUUGUCAAAGUUUACAUGAUUUCAUCAAAUUACGUUAUGAAGAGAAAAAAAAGCAUUUAGCACAAAAAAUUAAAUAGAAGUUGUUUAUGAGUUUCAAUGCAGCACUGUUUCAAUGAAUUAUGUUAUUAGUCGCCUCUGUUGUUUGAAUACUUCACUACUUGUUGUGCAUUGCAGUGUCAUCUUCUACCUCUUUGCCCUCAUGUGAAUUCUUUGCAUCUGCACUUUCUUGCAUCUUCUUUGACUUUCCAUGUUUUCUUUUUAUUCCUGGUCUUUCUAUCCUAUACAUGUCACAAACAAAUUCAACAAUUUCAGCUACGUAAACAUACAAGGCAAACAGUAAAAGUGCUAUAAAAAUGUUGAAGCCUUCAUAUGCUGAUUCAUAAUUAACAUUUUCUGUAAACCAUUUGUGCCAUUCUUGCACAACUCGAAACCGAGAAGCUGACAUUACCUGUGCCUUUAA